Guillardia theta CCMP2712 is the source of this 1908-nucleotide messenger RNA. RefSeq lists its product as hypothetical. Gene Ontology annotation, molecular function: transcription coregulator activity. The coding region runs from base 1 to 1908 and encodes 635 amino acids. The transcript is spliced from 28 exons. Gene Ontology annotation, biological process: regulation of transcription by RNA polymerase II. Gene Ontology annotation, cellular component: mediator complex. Lineage: Eukaryota; Cryptophyceae; Pyrenomonadales; Geminigeraceae. The record is from RefSeq and is a predicted model, not a curated record.
AUGCGGAGGGGAUACAACAAUGGGGAAGCGCUGGAGGGAACAGGCGGUAGAGAGUGGCCAUGGCGUGGGCAGGGCCGUCAGCUGCCGAAAGGGGGGGGGCCUAUGCCCUACAACACUGGACAUGUUGGAUACAUGGCCGGAGUUGGGAUGCCGAACAUGGCACAGCGAGGUGGCUCACCUCUCUCUUUUGUCAAGUCUCUGCUCGAACCCUGCUUCGAAGAAAUGACCAAACCGGGGGAUUCGAGAGGAUAUCACAGCAUGGGCCCUGUGAACCACAUCGAUGAAGUUGCUGUGAUGACCAAAUUGUCGUCCAUCGCAGAGGCAUUGGAAUCAUUCGCAAAGUGGAGUCAAGCUGAAAUUAUUGUCCCGAUCCGAAGAUAUUUGCUACAUUGCAAGGAAGCAGCUGAUAGAGUGUCAAGAUUGCAAGACAACAAGCAGGCGUUGACAUCGAAAAAGUUUUUGGAGCAUCUUGAAUCUAUUGCAAGGGAAGACGGAGUAUCGUUUUUCCAGCUAGAAGAGGAAGGCAGCACUGUGGACCCGACUCAGCCUACGCACUGCUUGUCAGGCCAAACUUACGUUCUGGAUUUCCAUGUCGAUCAGUCAGCCAAGGUUACUUGGGCCAAGCUGCAAAGAAUCUUGAGUACAGGAGAUACAGUUCCAAACGAAGCCGAAUCAGUACAAAGACAGUGGAUUGAGAUGAAUGAGGAUAUUGCAGCAGGAAUGAUGUCAAUGGAUUUGGAGGCAUCGUUGCGAGACAAAUUCAAGUCGCUACAAAAGACAGAAGAGUCUCAUGGGCGCUCUCCCAACGCUGGAGUAUACGAUGCAUUGAGAAAGUUGGAAAUCGAAGUUGAGAAGGAAGUUUCUGCACAAUUACACCAACCAAAAGCGGAAAACACAGAGCCGAUGGAAGAGACUCUGGACCACUUGAGCGGCUACGGGGUGGUGAAGAGGUUGGUUGAGGGACUGCAGUUUGAGUUCUAUCAGCCUAGCGGGUUCUCCUCAGACCUCACGACGAAUCGGGCCAUCCUGGAGUUGAAGGGGGUGAUCCAGGGACAGGGAAGCAAGUCGUCUGUACAACCAGCCAUGUGCCUGAAGCUGAAUCCGCCGGUACACAUCUGCAUCGCAACAGCUGCGAAGCUUGAGGCUUCGGAGAGAGCUCUGCGGAAGGCAAAAGAUCAAACACAAAGGGAAACUACCGAGGAUCAGGGGAAGGAGGGUCAGAAGGAAAGCAAGGAGGGGGGUAAAGAGGAAUCGCAGCAGAGAGCAGAUUCUAUAUCUUCUCCCUUGGGCGACAUUCCUCUUGCGGGUGCGAGCCAUGCCGUGCGAUGGCAGUCGUUGGUCUUGCCUGCCGACUUCAAGUACACAAGCAACCCAAGUAAUUCCAUGCCCUUCCCGUCCUCGUCUCCUCACCCUCACCUAGUCUCCGGCAUUGAAAUUCACUCGAUCCCGGUGGAGACUGCGCCGCAGAUCCUACAAGUCCUGCAAGACCUCCGACAGACCCUCGUCUUGAACGAGCUGUUGGUCAGCUGCUUCCAGGAGGUCGAGAGGAUCGAAGAGGAUGCAGAGGAGGACGAAGAGAAUCAGUGCGUCAACAGCGCUGCCGACGGGGCAGAGCAGAGCGAGCAGCAGGAUGCGGAGAUGAAGGAAGCGCGACAGAACAAGCUGGAUCAGCUCGUGGAGAUCACCGUCUUGCCACCGAGCACGAUCUUCCUUCAUCUGAGCCCGGAGGCCAGCGAGGAUUGUUUGAUGCUCCUGUGCAUCGAGAUCCGAGUCAGCGCGGGUGGAGAGAUCACGGUCAAGAUGCAUCCUCCACCGGGACUGCCGGCGACUUGUACAGAUGCCUAUGCAACGGAAAUCCUGAGGACCUGCCGCAACAUUCCCUUGGCUCUCUCCUACAUCCUGGGAUGA